CCCCUUCCCAUAUAUAACCUCUGCGACUGCGUCUUCCCCUCCACCGCUACAACGUCUCAUAAUAAUACCGCGAGGUUCGUUGUGCGUGCGCGUGUGCAUUUGUGAUGAUGUCCGUGCAGGCACAGUACGUCGCCGCCUCCUCCUUCCCCCAUGACACUACCCACGCCGCCAUCAGGCCGGCUCUGGAGAACUCGGCGUUCCUUGACGAGCCGCCGUCGGCGGCGGUGGGCGGCAGCGGCGUCGCCAACAACACGGUGGUGGUUUUCAGCGACGACCCGCGCAGCGAGCUCACCUGCAGCCAGCGCCGCGGUAACAACAGCAACUACAAUUUCGACGAUUGCGGCGGGUGCUGCCUCGUGCCGCGGAAGCGCGCGCGGUUGGGUGGCGACGAGGAGGAGGGUUUGCUCGGUGUCAUGGACGGCGGCGGGCACCGUGCGCUGCUGCCGCCGCCGGCGCCGGUGACGCAGGCGGCGUUCGGGGACGUGCGGAAGGGAAGCAGCAGCAUCGGCAGGGUCGUCGGCUCAGGCGCGGCGUCCACCAGCGGGCGCCCCGUCUGCGGCGGCGGCAACGCGACACUCUCACACGGCCUCCUGUCGCAUCUGUACCGCCAGAGCGUCGAGGUCGACGCGCUCGUCCGCUUCGAGAAUGAGAGGCUGCGGGCGGGGCUGGAGGAGGCGCGGCGACGCCACCUGCGGGCGGUGGUGUCGGCGGUAGAGCGCGCCGCCGCGCGGCGCCUUCACGCCACGGAGGCCGAGCUGGAGCGCGCGGUGGGGCGGAACGCGGAGCUGGACGAGAAGCUCCGCCAGAUGGGCGCGGAGGCGCAGGCGUGGCUGGGCAUCGCCAAGAGCCACGAGGCCGCCGCCGCGGGGCUCCGCGCCACGCUCGACCAGCUCCUGCAAUCCCCCCGCGCCGCCGCCGCCGAGGGGGAGGGCGACGCCGAGGACGCGCAGUCGUGCUGCUUCGUGCAGCCGGCCGGUGGAGGAGCAGCCGAGGUGUCCGGCGGCGGGAACGGGAGGAGGGCGUGCAGGGCCUGCGGCGAGGCGGACGCGUGCGUGCUGCUGCUGCCGUGCCGGCACCUCUGCCUGUGCCGAUGCUGCGAGGCGGCCGCCGACGCCUGCCCCGUCUGCGCGGCCACCAAGAACGCCUCCCUCCAUGUCCUCCUCCCCUGACCGGACGGACUCCUGCAAGCAGCUCAACGACGUAGGUGCACUGCCCCGUUCGACCGGUCGUGCAUUCCAAGGUCGUGUCAAGAUUAAAAAAAUAAGUCUUUUUUUCUCCUCUUUUCCUUAAACCUCAAUCUGUAUUUUUUCUUUUACGGGUUGUCAAGGAACAAAUUUGUUUUUUUUUUUUGCCCGAGCAUAUUAGAUUAGUGAAGUUGUUGAAACGGUAAAUAGAAUCUGGUAGUAAUAUACAAGCUGCUCAAUAUAUCUCGACGUUUGUUUCGUCUCCGUCUGGAAAAUUUGUCAGUGUGCGUGCGUCACUCCACUCCUCGCAUUCUUCGUUUGCUGAGGUGCUGAACGUUUCCAUAAACGACGCACCUGACGCACAAUGCUUACAUCGCAA
Oryza brachyantha (malo sina) is the source of this 1563-nucleotide messenger RNA. RefSeq names its product BOI-related E3 ubiquitin-protein ligase 1-like. Gene Ontology annotation, molecular function: ubiquitin-protein transferase activity. The coding region runs from base 105 to 1169 and encodes 354 amino acids. The record is from RefSeq and is a predicted model, not a curated record. The transcript is spliced from 3 exons. NCBI's taxonomy places the organism in Eukaryota, Viridiplantae, Streptophyta, Magnoliopsida, Poales, Poaceae.